Messenger RNA from Exaiptasia diaphana, 2567 nucleotides. RefSeq lists its product as uncharacterized. Bases 201 to 1982 code for a protein of 593 amino acids. The record is from RefSeq and is a predicted model, not a curated record. Gene Ontology annotation, molecular function: carbonate dehydratase activity; zinc ion binding. The transcript is spliced from 7 exons. NCBI's taxonomy places the organism in Eukaryota, Metazoa, Cnidaria, Anthozoa, Actiniaria, Aiptasiidae.
UCUGCUAGUCAAAUGCUUAGCUAGCUUGGGUAAGCUUGGGUUGCCUAUGGCUCUGAUGUGGCUCGAUUCAGUCUCCCUCUAUACUAUCAAGUCGAUAAGUCCCAGUCCUUUUACUGAAGGAAAAAUGGUCUGUUGUUUUUCCCUUUUUCUUCUGCAAAUGGACUACCGCUGAGAAUUACMUUUUGUGUCCUUUAGACAUCAUGAACACCAUCAAUAUUAUUCUUUCAAUCUGUGCAUUUUGUCAUUCACUAGAAAAUCUGCUAUUUUGCAGUGGUUCAUGGAGCUAUAAGGAUCCUAACGGUCCAAGCACAUGGUUCAAGACUUAUCCCAAAUGUGCCGGAAAACGACAGUCUCCAAUCAAUAUAAUUCCACAAAAGGCUCCCUUUGAUGGAUCAUUCAGUGAUUUACACAUCCAUUAUUCGUCAAGUGCAGACCUUAGUGUUACAAACAAUGGAAGAGCGAUUACUGCAAAGCUUUCCAAUAACGAUAAGCUCAAUUUCACUGGCGCUGGUUUAAAAUCUGUUUAUACUUUAGACAAGUUUCAUUUCCAUGUUGGAGCAGACAGCUCUGAAGGUUCUGAGCACCAAAUUGACGGUAAAAAAUACCCAAUGGAAGUACAUUUAGYUCAUUACGAUGUAAGCAAAUCUUCAGAUGUUACAGCUGCAAUUAUGUCGGUUCUUGUCACUGAAGGAACUGAAGACAACCAUUUCUUUGACAAAUUAACCAACAGCCUUCAAAACUGCUCCAAAAAAGAUGAGACCACUAAAGUCAUCGGAUUYUCKGUCAAACAUAUACUACCGAAUAAUACUCAAUCAUUUUACCGAUAUUCUGGUUCAUUUACCACACCAAAUUGCAGUGAGGAUGUGGAGUGGAUUGUAUUUCAUCAAACAGUGUCUAUUUCAUCCAGACAGUUGAGAGCAUUUCGUAGUGUCUCAAGCGCAAAGCAAUCCACAGAACCUCUUGUGAAUAACUUUAGACCUGUCCAACCUUUGAACAACAGAACUGUGCUGAGAAAUUUUGACCAUCAAAAAUUUAUCUGUGGCAAGAAAUCCAAUCUAACUGCAGAUUGCCGUACAACCAUUGAGAAUCAUGAUGUAUUCUAUGAAGUGGAAGUGAAGCCAUGCACUUUACCAGUAGCUGUUGUUGUUAAAAUCAGUGCUGCAGGUUUAGGGUUUAAUAUUGAGAGAAUUUUUAGUGAGGAUGUAUCAUCUCCAAUUGUCAUUUCCAAUCUCAGGUAUGGAGCAAGUAUGGAGAUGCAUUUUCAUGCUGAUGGUCCCCAUUCAGGCAAAUUGCAUGUUACUGUGUACCAGUUUCCAAUGUCUCAAGUUAACAACAAAAGUAAAGUCAUUGAUCAGUAUUUCCAGGUUGAGGGGGUGUGUCAACGAGGCAACUGUACAUUGGAUGAAUGGGAUAAUCAUUGGUGUUCAAGCUAUAUGGGUGUACAAAACCCUCUUUUGAUUGGCUUCUCGUCAAAACUCCGUGAUCCAUGUGGUUCCCCMAGUGUAGUAGUAGAUGUUUAUCGCAGUGAGUACAUGAAACAAUCAUGGGUACCGACAGAUAAACAAGAGUUUAAAGACAAGCAAUCGUUUCUCGUGAAUCUUACACGUUCUUUGGUUGGUGGUAAGAGUUUGAGAAUGAGGAAAKCUGUCGCAAUGACUUCAAGAUGGACAGCUGUUUACUUAGAGGCUCAUGUGAAAAAAUCUGGUGGAAAAACAAAUUUUGAAGUUUAUCUUUUAGUCAAGAGGAACGGUGGGCAUUAUCUUGUCUUCAAUACACAAUACAUGUACCCAAGUCUGUAUUGCAGCAAGAAAAAAUCAGAUAACCAUGGCAACAAGGUUGCUGUUGGCGUAAUUAUUGUGGUUGUGUUGGUGCUGAUUAUUGGAGUAGCAGCUUUUCUGGUAUACAGAAACAGGAGAAACUAUUUUGGACAUCGCCCAGCUUUGGUUGAUGAAAUAGAGGUCCAAGAUGCUGAUAGACUUUGACCAUUACUAUUCAUUCUUGUCAUUCCAUCAAUGAAAAUAUUGCUUAAAAUUGUAUGAACUCAGAUAAGCACUCCCAUGUUUUUGACUGCUAUCUAACAAGCUCCAAUAAAACAAAAUUUAUUUAUUGUCCACUUGUUUCCACGUAUAAACUGACAUUAGAAUUUUGGUAUUGUUUCACUGGUUUUUGAAAACCUCACUAAUGACAGAUUAAUGGAUUGUAAUAUAAUUAUUAUGAUUAUUAUUUGAUGCUUGCAUGCUUCUCAAAGUUUGUAUAAGCUCUUUCUGUUCCUCUUUAAUAAUUAUUUUGUGACUUCAUUAUUUAUAAAAAGAAAAAUUAAUAUAUCUCAUUGAUAAAUUAAUAAUGUUAUAGAUCAUUUUCAAGGGAUAACUGAACCCUUUCGUUGUGAUGAUCAACUUUUUUAUACUGAUUCAAUUACAGUAUUGAUUUUAUGUAAGCUCUAUCAAGAAGUGUAAACUUGAAGAUGUCCAAGAUGACUAACUGCAUUGCACCUCAGKAGAGUGCCCCUUAAGACUGAGGAAAUUAUAUUUAUUAGUGGUAAAAUAAACAAAUGAAUGGUUUUGAGA